AUGUUAAGUUGGAGCGAGGUAAUAGAACAAAGGAAAGAAAGAGAAAAGGAGGAGAGAGAAAAAAGUGAGAAGAAGAAGAAGAAGAAGAAGAAGAAGAAGAAGAAGAAGAAGAAGAAGAAGAAGAAGAAGAAGAAGAAGAAGAAGAACAAGAAAACAGAGGAAAACGAGAUUGAGAAGCCUAGCACCAACUGGGUCCACGUCCACCGCAGCCAAUUGAUCCAAGAAGCUCUACUCGCCUAUAAUCUUCCGUGGGACUGGGACGAGAAGUACUUGCAUUUUGAUAUUACAUGGAUUGAUUUUGGGGAGGGCCGGAGGGAAGUUAAGAGGUUCGAGAAUUUACGAGGUUAA
Penicillium odoratum is the source of this 348-nucleotide messenger RNA. RefSeq lists its product as uncharacterized. The record is from RefSeq and is a predicted model, not a curated record. Lineage: Eukaryota; Fungi; Ascomycota; Eurotiomycetes; Eurotiales; Aspergillaceae. The transcript has 3 exons. Bases 1 to 348 code for a protein of 115 amino acids.